UGUCCUCCGAAGACCUGCAAGCGCUGUACCCCGGUUUCGAGCUGAGACGCGGGGGUGUUGACGGGAUGUUUGGUACUUUGGCUGCGGCCCUGUUGUUGAUCAGGUCAUCCAUCUCAUCGAUACCCCUUUACACCAUUUUUCUGUCUAUCUUUCACAAAGGAAAAAACGAUACACCUCCAGUCAAUCUCUCUGAUAGCUAUCCAACCACAUCAUGUCGUCACUACCCUACCGGCUUCGGUCUUCUCUUGCGAGUCCUAGCCCAUCUACCAGUGGAGGCGUUGCUGGCGGCAAGUUUGUAGCCGUAGGUAUCGACUUCGGGACCACAUACUGCGGUGUGUCUUGGGCCUUCUCGGAAAGUCCGGGUGAUAUUCAUGAAAUCACAGAAUGGCCUUCCGAGUUUCACUUGAAUGCAGGCGAGGACCAAGUGCCUACUCAAUUUGAUCUCGCAUCAGGGAAAUGGGGGUAUGAGGUCACACCGCAGAUGAAGCCCAUAAAGUGGUUUAAACUCCUUCUGCUCAAGGACCAGGAUAUCAUCCGAGACGAGAUCCGAAAUUCGCGUCCUCUAAAAGACGCCCAGCAACAGAUAAGAGCACGCGGGAUGACUCCUACCGAGGUUGUGGGCUUAUAUCUCAAGAAGCUAUGGGCACAUACAUAUAAGAAGCUGGGCGAGAUGUUAGUGAUUGACAACCUGCCACUUCGGGUAGCCAUCACUGUCCCCGCCAUCUGGCCUCCCUAUGCAGAGCAGGCUAUGAGAGAGGCUGCCAACAUUGCUGGCAUCACCGUCGACAGGGACAUUGGCACCACAACGCUCGAUUUGAUUCAAGAGCCAGAGGCUGCUGGCCUGUCCAUAUUUCUCGACCGCCGAGACUUUCCUGAAAUUCAGCCCGGAGAGUCAUUUGUUGUUUGCGAUGCCGGCGGAGGAACGGUUGAUGUCAUCAGUUACACCGUCAAAUCCCUCAGCCCGUUUCGCAUCGGAGAGUGCGUCAAUGGCGACGGGAAGCUUUCUGGGGCUUUCAAGGUGGAUGAAGCAUUUGCAGCCUACCUGAAAUGGGAGAUAAAACUAAAGCUGGAUUCGCUCGAUACUGCUGAGCACAAUCUGUUUGUCACCAAGGACUGGGAGAUGGGUGCAAAGCGCAGUUUCACGGGGAACCCUCAGCCGCCGAGGUUCUUUCUGACCCCCCCUACAAAGGCUUUUGGCAAGAUAGACAGACUCAGAGGCAAAGGGUCCUUCUCUAUCAGUCGAGAAGCAAUGGCCGGGUUCUUCGACCAGUCUCUGGUUGGGAUCCGCUCCCUGCUCACGGAACAAAUCAAAGGUGUUGAGAUCCAAACGGGGAGAAAACCAAGGAAAAUCCUCCUUGUGGGCGGUCUUGGUGGCUCGCAGUACAUCUACAAUCAGCUUGACAAAGAGUACGACAACAGCCCAAUUGAACCAGGAAUGACGAAGGAGAAGAUCAUUCUGAGACCAUUCGAUAAAGCCUGGUCUGCUGUCGCCCGCGGGGCGGUAAUUCGACUUCUUCAAGACAAAAUGUCAAUGCUGUCAAGCCUCACCCCUGGUCAGCAUCGUGUCAUUUCCCGAAUUCCCGAGGUCGUCACUCGAAAGGCAAGAUACAGCUACGGCAUUCAGAGCGAGGUGGCCGUGGCAGCCCUGCGCGACUUCGAUCCAGCUCAUGACCGAGUGAAGCGGAACCCUGAGAAGACAGAGGUCACACGACGCAUGGACUGGUACCUGAAGAAAGGCGACGAAGUGAGCAAGAAAGAGCCCGUCCUGUUUGGAUAUCACCAAUACGCCACCAAGCAGACGGCCCAAUCGAAAUGUGUAUUUGUCAUCGAGUACAGCCAGUCAGACAUACCUCCCAAAAGAAAGGAUGAGACCGUGACGGAGUUGUGCCGGAUUGAGUGUGAGUGGGACAAGCCUUUUGAACAGUGGAAACCGGUGGGCAACCUGGCAGAUGGAUGGCGGAAGUUUGACGAGAUGUCACUGGCUAUGAGAUUCGGGGGACAGCCCAAGUGGACGAUCCAGGUGGGUUCCAAGCAGGCGGAACACGAUGUGAAGGUGGAGUAUCAGAGUUAAGGCAAAAUGGAGUCAACAUCUUGGUGGGGAAAUGCCUGGCCAAGUGGCCAAGAAUGGUCUGAUUGGCUUUCACGAUGCUAAGAAAGGAGUUUCAGGGUCUCAACAGGAUUGGCGUAAUGAUGUGCUUCCAGGUUGUGCCGGGCAUGUAUGUAUGUGCUCGUGGAACAGCAUGUCUUCAUAUCAAGAUUCAAUAUUCAAUGUGGCCUAGGCAAUCAAGGUGUUGUAGAAGACGGGAAGAGGCUCUUUUCUGGCCUACUUUUACCAUUCGUUGGGCGCCAUGCACAGAUUCCAUGCAGCUUCUGC
This is a messenger RNA of Podospora pseudocomata, 2374 nucleotides long. RefSeq lists its product as uncharacterized. The record is from RefSeq and is a predicted model, not a curated record. The transcript is spliced from 9 exons. The coding region runs from base 212 to 2071 and encodes 619 amino acids. Lineage: Eukaryota; Fungi; Ascomycota; Sordariomycetes; Sordariales; Podosporaceae. Gene Ontology annotation, molecular function: ATP-dependent protein folding chaperone; ATP binding.